AUGUCCGAGCAGCCGGAGAAGCCAAAUGACGGAUUUUUGGCACCAAGUUUGCCGGCGAAGCGUCUUCCCCGCUCCCCAUCGUCAGAAUCUAGUGGGACUUCACAGAGUACAAAGAAAGCCCGAACAAACCCAGAAUCAAGUACAAAAUCAGCUAAACAGGUGGAAUAUGUCGAUGAUUUCACCCCUCCAUCGUGGGCAGAAGUUCCUCCGUCCUCGUCAGACCUCUCCGCAGAGGUUAUGCAAAACGGAGUGAUCAAGGAGACAGUGAAACUCCGAGAAUUGGCCGGUCGAAAGAGCUAUGUUACAAUUGGGAGAGCCGAGAUAUGUGAUAUCAAAGUCCAAGUGACGGAAGCUUCUCGGAUCCACUGUUAUCUUCAGUAUGGUGAGGCCUUCGAUGGACGGGGGUGGUAUGUAUACGACAAAGGAAGUACACAUGGGACUUUCAUCAAUAAGCAGGAGCUGCCGAAGAAUGUGUUUUAUAAGGCCAAACCUGGAAGUAUUAUUCAAAUAGCGAGUAAGUAAGGUUUUUAUUUUUAUUGUAUUUGAUAUUUAGAAGCCAACUUUCAUCUGUUUCUGACCGGAUCUGAUGAAAAGACGGAGAGGGAAGCGGAAGUUAAGAAGCUGGUCAUCAAGCCUCCGACAGAGGAUGAAACACGUUCAAAAAGAUAUGAUACCGAUCCUCUAGGCGUUCUCAAAGAAUUCUGCGAUCGGGAAGGCCUUGACUUUGAAUUUGAAAAGAUUGUGGGCGAGAAGAAGGAAAUAACGUGCAACUUUGAUCUUCCUGACAAUGUAUGCGGAGGAGAAGGUGGAGUCUUUACAGCUGUCUCAACAAAUCCACAAGAAGCUCAAAAGGAAUGCGCAAGGAAAGUAUGCGCCCAUUUGGAUACUCUGGGCUUGAUAGGAGGUGGAAUUACAUGGCAAGCGAAGAAACAUCAGCAAGAUAACGACUUCUAUGAUGAUGAUGAAGAUACUUUCUAUGACCGUACCGGCCAAAUUGAAGCUCAGAGGGAGAAAAGGAUUCAGAGAUUCAAAGUGAGUCGUUUUUUUGCAUUUGUUUACUUUUUUGUAUUUAGGAAGAACAAGGGAUCAAGGAUAAGGCCAUGAGUUACGAAGAGAUCACUGAAAAGUUGACACAACUAAAGGAUACCGAAAAGGCAAUCAGCGAUCAGUUGGAACGUGUGCUCAAGCCGUUUUCUGAGACCAUAGUAAAUCCGGAUGAAGUUAAUGUUGGGUCGUUGAAAGCCAGUUUGUCGGUAAGUCGUGUUAUAUUGAAUUUUAUCUUGCUUUAGAUCAGAAUGGAAGUGUCUAGGUUAAAAAAGAAGUUGGAGGAAGCCCGGAAAGAAAUGAAGAUCAUGUCCAAAGCGGAGGAAGUGGCACGACCGGUAUCCAUGAAGUUAAAAGCGCCAAAACCUCGGGAAGUUACAGAGAAAAUAGCAGCUCCUCAAAUUGAGAAACAAGAAGAUCUACCGAAAAUGGAGGUGACAGAGGAAAAGGGUCCCGAAAUGCCUCCUCUAGAUGAAAUACCCCCUCUAGACGUCAAAGAAUCGACCAGUAAGCCCGUAGAAGAAUACCUUGAGGUUGCAAAGAAAUCAGAACCAAACGUUGAAGCCGCUGAAACUUCAAAACCUGAGAAGUCACUUCAGAGAGUUGGUGCCGACGGGAAAAAGUAUGGAUUAUUGUCGAGAACAGAGCUCAGGAAACAAGAUGAAGUGGCUAAAACAAAGAGGAAAGCCCAGGAAGAGUUUUUAGAUGAGCUGGAGUCAGAUGAGAAGAGGAAUAAAACAGAAGAGGUAAGAUUUUACCUAGUAUAAUAUAGGUUGAUCUCAAAAUUUCUUACAAAAAAAUUUCUUGUUAGUUUCUUGCCAAUUCUUAUAUCUUUCUUCUUCAGGAGGUCGAAAAGGACGAGGAACCAGUAUGGGCUCCUCCCACAGGACAAACUGGCGAUGGUAGGACCGCAUUGAAUGACAAACUCGGUUAUUAA
Bursaphelenchus xylophilus (pine wood nematode) is the source of this 1981-nucleotide messenger RNA. The record is from the annotation of a GenBank genome assembly. Lineage: Eukaryota; Metazoa; Nematoda; Chromadorea; Rhabditida; Aphelenchoididae.